Messenger RNA from Pteropus alecto (black flying fox), 3650 nucleotides. It is a transcript of the gene ELP2, whose product is annotated as elongator acetyltransferase complex subunit 2. Bases 60 to 2540 code for a protein of 826 amino acids. The transcript has 22 exons. The record is from RefSeq and is a predicted model, not a curated record. Lineage: Eukaryota; Metazoa; Chordata; Mammalia; Chiroptera; Pteropodidae. Gene Ontology annotation, molecular function: protein binding. Gene Ontology annotation, biological process: tRNA wobble uridine modification. Gene Ontology annotation, cellular component: elongator holoenzyme complex.
AGUUCCGUUCAGAGGGCGGAAGUGUGGGUCCUGGUCUCAGCAGCUGACCAGCCAGCAACAUGGUGGCAUCGAUGUUGGAGACCUCUCACGUGUUUUGCUGCCCGAACCGGGUGCGGGGAGCCCUGAGUUGGAGCUCCGGGCCCAGAGGACUUCUGGCCUUUGGCACGUCCUGUUCCGUGGUGCUGUAUGACCCUCGGAAAAGAGUUGUUAUUACCAACCUGAAUGGUCACACGGCACGAGUCAAUUGCAUACAGUGGAUUUGUAAACAGGAUGGUUUUUCUUCAACUGAGUUAGUUUCUGGAGGAUCUGAUAAUCAAGUGAUUCACUGGGAAAUAGAGAAUAAUCAGCUUUUAAAAGCAGUCCAUCUCAAUGGCCAUGAAGGACCUGUUUAUGCAGUGCAUGCUGUUUACCAGAGGAGGGCUUCUGAUGUUGCAUUACAUACACUAAUAGUUUCUGCAGCGUCGGAUUCCACUGUUCGAGUCUGGUCUAAAAAGGGUUCAGAAGUAACAUGCCUUCAGACCUUGAACUUUGGCAAUGGAUUCACUCUGGCUCUCUGCUUAUCUUUUUUGCCUAAUACUGAUGUACCAAUAUUAGCAUGUGGUGAUGAUGACUGCAAAAUUCACUUAUUUGUUCAACAAAAUGAUCAGUUUCAGAAAAUGCUUUUUCUCUGUGGACAUGAGGACUGGAUAAGAGGCGUGGAAUGGGCAGCCUUUGGUAGAGAUCUUUUUCUAGCAAGCUGUUCACAAGAUUGUCUGAUACGAAUAUGGAGGCUGUAUAUAAAAUCGACGUCAUUAGAAACUCAGGAUGAUGACGAUGUAAGACUGAAAGAAAAUACUUUUACUGUAGAAAAUGAAGGUAUUAAAAUAGCAUUUGCGGUUACUCUGGAGACUGUACUGGCCGGUCAUGAAAACUGGGUAAAUGCAGUUCAUUGGCAGCCUUCAUUUUACAAAGAUGGUGUUUUAAAGCAGCCAAUGAGAUUGUUGUCUGCCUCAAUGGAUAAAACCAUGAUUCUCUGGGCCCCAGAUGAAGAGUCAGGAGUUUGGCUAGAACAGGUUCGAGUGGGUGAAGUAGGUGGAAAUACUCUGGGAUUUUACGAUUGCCAGUUCAGUGAAGAUGGCUCCAUGAUUAUCGCUCAUGCUUUCCACGGAGCAUUGCACCUUUGGAAACAGAAUGCAGCUAACCCAAGAGAGUGGACUCCAGAGAUAGUCAUUUCAGGACACUUCGAUGGUGUCCAAGACCUAAUGUGGGAUCCAGAAGGAGAAUUUAUCAUCACUGUUGGUACUGACCAGACAACUCGACUUUUUGCUCCGUGGAAGAGAAAAGACCAUUCACAGGUGACUUGGCAUGAAAUUGCAAGGCCUCAGAUACAUGGAUAUGACCUGAAGUGUUUGGCAAUGAUUAAUCGGUUUCAGUUUGUAUCUGGAGCAGAUGAAAAAGUUCUUCGAGUAUUUUCUGCACCUCGAAAUUUUGUGGAAAAUUUUUGUGCCAUUACAGGCCAAUCACUGAAUCGUGUACUUCAUAAUCAAGACGGUGAUCUUCCAGAAGGAGCUACUGUCCCUGCUUUGGGAUUAUCAAAUAAAGCUGUCUUUCAGGGAGAUAUAGCUUCUCAACCUUCUGAAGAAGAAGAGCUCUUAACUAGUACUGGUUUCGAGUUUCACCAGGUGGCCUUUCAACCAUCCAUACUUAAUGAACCUCCCACUGAGGAUCAUCUUCUGCAGAAUACUUUGUGGCCUGAAGUUCAAAAACUAUAUGGACAUGGUUAUGAAAUAUUUUGUGUUGCUUGUAACAAUUCAAAAACUCUACUGGCCUCAGCUUGUAAGGCAGCUAAGAAAGAGCAUGCAGCUAUCAUCCUUUGGAACACUGCAUCUUGGAAACAGGUGCAGAAUUUAGUUUUCCACAGUUUGACUGUCACACAGAUGGCCUUCUCACCUAAUGACAAGUUCUUACUAGCUGUUUCCAGAGAUCGAACCUGGUCACUGUGGAAGAGGCAGGAUACAAUCUCACCUGAGUUAGAUCCAAUUUUCAGUCUCUUUGCCUUCACUAACAAAGUCACUGCUGUGCACAGUAGAAUUAUUUGGUCUUGUGAUUGGAGUCCUGAUAGCAAGUUUUUCUUCACUGGAAGUCGAGACAAAAAGGUGGUUGUCUGGGGUGAGUGUGACUCCAGUGAUGACUCCAUCGAGCACAGCAUCGGCCCCUGCUCCUCUGUCCUGGACGUGGGUGGGUCUGUGACAGCUGUCAGCGUCUGCCCAGUGCUUAACCUCUCCCAACGAUAUGUUGUUGCAGUGGGAUUAGAGUGUGGAAAGAUUUGUUUAUAUACCUGGAAAAAGACUGAUCAAGUUCCAGAAGUAAACGACUGGACCCACUGUGUAGAAACAAGUCAAAGCCAAAGUCAUACGCUUGCUAUCAAAAAAUUAUGCUGGAAGAAUUGUAAUGGAAAAACGGAACAGAAGGAAGCAGAAGGCACUGAAUGGUUACACUUUGCAAGUUGUGGUGAGGAUCAUACUGUGAAGAUACACAAAGUGAACAAAUGUGCAUUGUAAUGGACUUAAUAACUACAAGCAUAUAAUCAUUGAUGUCUUAAAAUAUUUAACAUGUAAAUGGAUAAUUGGUAUUUACCUCAUAAUUUCAUUGAGUUUCAUUUUUAAGUCCUGUAUCAGUAGUAUUAAUUUGGGUCACAGACCAUUCGAAAUCUAAUGAAAGUUAUAGAUUCUUUUCUCAAAAUUGUUACAUACGCACACACUCUCAGAACCUUGCCCCAUACUUCCAGGGAUUCACACCUGCAUCCAUGUAUUCCAGAUUAAGAACCUCUGUUCUUUUUUUUAUGAACCAAACUUGCCUAAUUUUAUGUUAUUUUGGGCCUUCUCUUUUCAUAUGUCCCUCUUUGGGACAUUUUAUUAUUUAUUAUCCUCUUCAGAGGAAGGACAUAGAAAAUACAGAGAGGAAAAAAGCCAGAUUACUCAAUUUCUAUUUUAACAGUUUUUGUAAAUAGACCACACAAAGUGUGGUCUUGACCCUUUGUUCCCAGUAUACACCAACCAUUUUAGGAAUUUGGCAGGAAGUUGGGAGUUUGAACUUCAUUCAGUCGUUCCAUUUAUUCUUUAAAAGUACAUAGAUUUUUUCUCAGAGUUUGACUUAAAGUAGAAUAUCUUGACAUUUAAUCUGAUGUAUGGGCUGAAAAGUAGAGUUCUGAAUCAUCUGAAUUUGUGUGUAAUAUGACAUAAAUGAGUCAUGAGAGUUAAAGGAUAUCCCCCCUAGGAGAAUGAGUAGUGGGAGCAGAAGGAAGAACGUGCUAGAUACAGAAUGUCGGGUGUGUCAGCUGAAGUUUGGGAAGUAGUCACAAAAACUGGGACUUGGGAGUUGGUUGGAGAGAGGAUAAGAGGGGCGUGAGAAGUACUGUGAAGACCAGUGUGAGAGUGGUUUUCCCUGACCCUGUUGGAACAUGGAGUCACCUGGCAAAUUGGCAACUGAAUGUACAUAAUCUACUGAAAGAAGGGAGGAGAUUAUGCCAUUAUCUAAAAUGACAUCUUGCUUCCAAAGGAAUUAAGUGAUAUUUUUGCCUAAAUGGACGUUUCUAGACCAGCACUAUCCAGUAUUUCUAAUCCAAUAGAAAUAUGAGCUACAUAUAGAAUUAAAAUUUUUGUUUUCAGGGA